Molecule: messenger RNA, 561 nt
Organism: Phragmites australis (common reed)
Lineage: Eukaryota; Viridiplantae; Streptophyta; Magnoliopsida; Poales; Poaceae
Exons: 2
Coding region: 1-561 (186 amino acids)
Biological process (GO): carbohydrate metabolic process; fatty acid biosynthetic process
Cellular component (GO): membrane
Molecular function (GO): hydrolase activity, hydrolyzing O-glycosyl compounds; acyltransferase activity, transferring groups other than amino-acyl groups
Source: RefSeq, a predicted model, not a curated record
AUGGAUGAGGCGCGCGCGGAAGCGUGGGAGGUUAUGUUCAGCGUCGUCGACGAGCUGCUCGCCAAGACCGGGGUGAAGUCCAAAGACAUCGGCGUUCUCGUCGUGAAUUGCAGCAUGUUCAACCCGACACUGUCCGCCAUGGUGGUGAACCACUACAAGCUGUGCGGGAACGUCGUCAGCUAUAACCUCAACGGACCCGAACUCGUCAUCAUCCACACACUUCCCACGCUGCCCAUCAUCCGCUUCGUCUUCGGCCUCUUUGGCCUCUUCUUCUCCAUCGGCGGCUCGACGCUGCCUUCGACAAGCUCUGGACAUUGUUUCUACUUCGGCGAGGAGCUGCUCUCCGUUAGGAACGUCAAGUGCAUCGUCGAGUUCGCCAUGAGCCGAGGCGUCCGCGUUGUGCCGAAGAUAAACUUGCCAGGCCGCACGAUGUCAUGGGCCGGCGCGUACCCGGAGGCCGUGUCGUGCGCGGGAAGGUUAUGGCUGCCCGGGGUUGACCGGAACAAGCGUCUGGUGGUGGAAUCGGGCGCCAGCCCCAUAUCCAUCCUCUUGAACAUAUAG